AUGGCAUCUAGAGAUACCUUGAACAAGUGCAGGGGAGCUGAGUCUUUGGACUCGGACACGGCCCAGCCAUCGAGAAGCUGUAGCUUAGGAGAUUCCCGCUUCCAAGACUUCCGUUUGGUUUAUCACCUUGCUCAGCACCACUGCUUCUUCUGCCAGAAGGGAGGAAAGAGAAGCCCAGAAGGACGGACAGGCACGUUGAGCUACCAGGAGGCUAAGUAUAAGCCCCAGGAGAACACAGAGUCCCAGCGGGCAGUGACGCCAGGGGAAGCCCAUGGGCGUGACAAUUCUCACUCAUGCCCAAGCGCUGUGUCACAGCCAGAUGACUGGCACCGGGGACGGGCACCAGGAAAGCUGGUCUGGCUGCUUCUACCAAAUGCUCAGGCCCACCAGACUUGCGUCCUCGAGAAGCUUCAAGACAAGCUGUUGCCCAGGAACCCGGAAUUACAUGGGAUCAUCCGCCAUGCCACAGAUCAGACCAGUAAUGAUGAAGGUGACGAAUUUCAAAACAAAACCAGCAAUCACAGCAGUGACGUGGGUCAUGCUGUAUGUGAAUUCAAUAAAAAGGAGGAGGAUAUUCGGGAUUUAAAGUCUAAAGUAAAAAAAUUUGAAGAAAAUUGUGCAAAACAGUGGUGAACAAUUAAUACACAACAGUCUGAAACAGAAAAAUACAAACAUCUUUUUGAAGAAGCAAACAAAAAAUGUGAUGGAUUACAGCUACAAUUAUCUUCAGUAGAAAGGGAAUUAGAAAAUAAAAAAACAAACAAAAAACAGGCUACCACCAGUCAAAGUGCUACAGAAGUUCACUUGAAUAGCGCCCUCAGAGAAACAGAAAAGUGUAGACCGGAGUUAAGGAAAUUAAAGCAAAAUAAUAAGGAUAUAGCAAAUGAAGGACACCAAAAAAUUGAAGUGCUAAAAUCUGAAAACAAGAAACCAGAAAAACAAAAUGGAGAAGUAAUGAUAGGUUUCAAGAAACAAUUAAAAUUAGUUGAGGUUUUAAAAAGGCAGAAGAUGCAGAUUGAAGCUGCGAAGAUGCCGUCUUUCACCGAAGGAGAAUUUAUGAAGGCACUUGAAUGGGGAAAUUCAUAA
This is a messenger RNA of Chinchilla lanigera (long-tailed chinchilla), 1086 nucleotides long. Its product is annotated as testis-expressed sequence 9 protein-like. Lineage: Eukaryota; Metazoa; Chordata; Mammalia; Rodentia; Chinchillidae. The record is from RefSeq and is a predicted model, not a curated record.